Molecule: messenger RNA, 1780 nt
Organism: Suillus paluster
Lineage: Eukaryota; Fungi; Basidiomycota; Agaricomycetes; Boletales; Suillaceae
Exons: 3
Coding region: 210-1532 (440 amino acids)
Biological process (GO): regulation of transcription by RNA polymerase II; cell differentiation; anatomical structure morphogenesis
Molecular function (GO): RNA polymerase II cis-regulatory region sequence-specific DNA binding; DNA-binding transcription factor activity, RNA polymerase II-specific
Source: RefSeq, a predicted model, not a curated record
CACAUGAAGGUAAUCAAUCUCGUGUUGUUUUCAAACGACAGGUAGAUCAAAAUUGAAACCUGUCUUCGGGCCGGUCAGGAAAUUGAAACAAUUGAAAUCCGAACUCCUCUUGCAAGCAGCAGAUCUGAGAUCCACAGCAGGUUUGCUGAUAUCAUUCAUAUAACAUAACACCUGCCUGCCGCGUAUCCCCCGAACCCUUUUCGUCUUCCAUGGUCUUCACUGCCCACCCCGUUCUCCGCGGAUGGUCUCCAUCCGUGGAGGAUGACCAUGACGUUCAUCUUCCCGAUCAAACAUAUUCCUUACCCAAACAUUUUAUGGCGUCCACCUCCUGUAUCACUCACCAACCAAUGGCUCCUUCCUCUGACCGGCGCGCGCAGCGUAACAGGAGUCGGGACCCCAGUUGGAUCCCUCGACCUAGAAACGCGUUCAUCAUUUUUCGCUGUGAGUACUCGCGCACGCACAGUCAGGCUGCCCAAGACGGCGACGAGGAAUUGGAGCCACAGAACCCUACAGCCAAGACCCUAUCGAAGCGAGCGGCUGAGGCGUGGAAGCAGCUGUCUGCUUCUGAGAAGGACCAUUAUAAGGUGCUUGCAGACAAGGAAAGGGAGGAGCACGCCCGGCUUUACCCCCACUAUCGUUUUCGCCCUAUGAGGCGGCAGAUUUCCGGGCUGAAGAAACGUCAAUACGAGCUGUCCAUGAGUAACAGCGGUUUUUCGCUGGAUUCUUCAGAUGAGCAAGUCGCUACUUCUAUCGCAGAUGCGGAUGACGAGCCGCAAGAGGACGGAGUAGAGAAGGAAAGAAGCGGUAGUUUUGAGGCGUCCGCACACUCUGCGUCAAAAAGCACUCCUGGGAACUAUAUCGCAGAUCAACGACGGUCGUCGUCUGUUCCGCUGCCUGACGUGUUCCCGAUAUCCAUCAUUCCCUCUCAUGCUCCGAAGGACGAUUUAUGCAGGUCUCGCUCGGUCGAAGGACGAGAUUGGACGCUGCGUCCACUGGACCAUGUGUCGCAGGUCGCAUAUGCUCGGCUUGGCAAGGAAGUGGAAGCGCAGCCUCAGCAGUAUGCUGCAUCAAACGACGCAUCGACCUUCGUAUCCUUCGGUUUCGAUGCAUCAACUGGGGAGCAUAACAGCUCGAUGGGCAGUCCCUCGCGCUUGCCACUUGAGCUCGGUUACCAAUCCCCAGAGAGCCGGAGCGGACUCACCUAUACUCCCUCCUCCUUCACAGCCAUCGCCUCUUCCCUUUCUGGCUGGGACGGCGAACCCUUUCCCCCCUGUAUACCAGGGCAAACCAUGUCGUCUCGAGAGGAGUUAUUGACGCCAUAUGAAGAAAUGGAGCGCGCACAAGCUCUGGAAGCUUAUGCCCUCGGUUUACACAACUUCGACUUCUUCACCCAUCCCCCUCCCCUCCCCGAAUCAUAUCCUGACCCUGCGCUCGGUAUUCCCUGCGAUAUCGAAUACUCGGCACUCUUUCCAGAGCAAGCCGCGGGAUCAUGGGAUUCUGAGAUGCACCCUGUGCACAGCUUGAAAACCUGAGCUGCGGAGGUGAUCUCCGUGUGCUGUCUCAUGUAGCCCUAUCCUCACCUGUUUCCAUAGUCCGACAUGCUUCACACCGCUUCUUCUUUACGGCUAGUCGAUAUUAACCUUCAGUCCCUUACUACCCAGUUCUACCAUUAAUAUUCUCACCUCUCCACCAUGCAUAUCCACGUUUCUCUCGGCUACCAUUAAUUCAUGUGCAUUAUAAUGGAUUCGGUCACUUACCUUGUAGGAUGCUGCUAGUACUG